AAAUUCCAUCCCUUCCCCUCUCCCUCUGGAUCGAUCGAGAGUGUCCUAUAAGUCUGCCAACCCCUAGACGAUAAAACCCUCUUUGUUCUUUUAUUACUGUAAAACCCCUCCAAAUCUCUGUCUCGUUCGCUCUCUCCCAAAACCCUAACCCUAAAACCUCGCUCUCCAGGCACCGUCCGAACAUGGUAGAAGGCUCAGCCUUCGAGGUGGGGGCCGUCCCCUUCAACCCCGACGGGUGGGGCCCACCGGAUGGUCCGCUCCCUCUUCUCUCCAACCACCCCACUCACGUCCCCUUCGCUCCCUUCUCCCGCUCGGAGAAGCUGGGCCGCAUCGCCGAUUGGACCCGCACAUACAACAACCCUAGCGCCCGGGCAUCCAACAACCCUCGUGGCGAUAUUCCCAGCGUCUUCGAUUUCGCCCUCGACGAGUCGUCCGCCGCUGCCGCUGCCGACGACGAUUCCACUUUCCGCCUUGUCGACGGGAAGCCCCCUCCCCGCCCCAAGUUCGGCCCCAAGUGGCGAUUCCAGCAGCACCGCCCGCUACCACAGCGCCGUGAUGAGGAGGUCGAGGCCCGGAAGCGCGAGGCCGAGAAGGAGCGGGCCCGCCGCGAUCGCCUCUACAACCUCAACCGCUCUGGCGGCACUGGCCUCCAGCAACGCCGUGAGGCGGCCGCCUUCAAGUCAUCUGUCGACAUCCAGCCUGAGUGGGCCAUGCUGGACCAGAUCCCCUUCUCCACCUUCUCCAAGCUUUCCUUUUCUGUCCCUGACCCCCCUGAGGACCUCCUUCUCUGUGGGGCCCUUGAGUUCUACGACCGUUCAUUCGACCGCGUCAACCCCAAGAACGACCGCCGCCUGGAGCGCUUCAAGAACCGCAACUUCUUCAAGGUCACCACCACUGACGACCCUGUCAUCCGCCGCCUCGCCAACGAGGAUAAAGCCACUGUCUUUGCUACCGACUCCAUCCUUUCAACCCUCAUGUGUGCCCCCAGGUCUGUCUAUUCGUGGGACAUUGUCAUCCAGCGUGUCGGCAACAAGCUCUUCUUUGACAAGCGUGAUGGGUCCCAGCUCGACCUCCUCUCCGUCAAUGAGACCUCCCAAGAGCCCCUCCCUGAGGCGAAGGAAGACAUUAACUCUGCGUACUCCCUCAGUGUCGAGGCCACCUACAUUAACCAGAACUUCUCGCAGCAGGUCCUCGUCCGUGAUGGGAACAAGGUCACAUUCGAGGAGCCGAACCCAUUUGCUGCUGAGGGUGAGGAGGUUGCCUCCGUUGCCUACCGGUACCGCCGGUGGAAGCUUGAUGAUGAAAUGUAUCUUGUGGCCCGCUGCGAGGUCCACAGCGUGUCGGAUGCUAAAGGGCAGCGGUCGUUCUUGACGUUGAAUGCCCUGAAUGAGUUUGACCCCAAGUACUCUGGUGUGGACUGGAGGCAGAAGCUCGAGACACAGAGGGGUGCUGUGCUGGCCACUGAGCUGAAGAACAAUGCCAACAAGCUGGCAAAAUGGACGGCCCAGGCGCUUCUGGCGAGUGCAGAUGUAAUGAAACUGGGGUAUGUCUCGAGGGUCCACCCGAGGGACCACUAUAAUCAUGUGAUCCUGAGUGUUGUUGGUUACAAGCCCAGGGAGUUUGCAACACAGAUCAAUUUGAACACUUCAAACAUGUGGGGGAUUGUGAAGUCUAUCGUGGACCUGUGCAUGAAGUUGAAUGAGGGGAAGUAUGUGCUUGUGAAGGACCCAUCAAAGCCGCAGGUGAGGAUUUAUGAGGUUCCUGCAGAUGCGUUCGAGAACGACUAUGUGGAGGAGCCUUUACCUGAGGAGGAGCAGGUGCAGCCACCAGCAGAGGAAGACACUGCAGCUGGGGAGCCUGCUGUGGCAGAGAAUGAAGAAGGAGAGAAGGUCGUUGACGCCGAAGUUUGAAGGCUUCAGCUCAGCUUCUGCCUUUGUCCAAUCUCAUCGUUUUUCAAGCAGGGCUUGCAAUUUCGCUCAGCAUGUCAAAGUACCUCCGUUUGGGCGUGGAUCAUGUUUUCCCUUUUUUUGAGGGAUUGCUGUGUUGCAAGUCGUCCUGAGCUAUGUUGUUGAUCCUCUCUUUCUUUUCUGUUCUUCUUAUUUUUCCCCGUUCUUUAAUGUCUUCGAAGUGGGACUUACAAGCAUUCAUUUCUUACUGGAGGAAUGCAUUUCCCCUGCCUUUUUAGGAACUUUGGUGUCUUGUUUUUGCCCAAUAGGUGUUUGGCUUU
Molecule: messenger RNA, 2227 nt
Organism: Magnolia sinica
Lineage: Eukaryota; Viridiplantae; Streptophyta; Magnoliopsida; Magnoliales; Magnoliaceae
Product: eukaryotic translation initiation factor 3 subunit D-like
Exons: 2
Coding region: 183-1910 (575 amino acids)
Biological process (GO): translational initiation
Cellular component (GO): cytoplasm; eukaryotic translation initiation factor 3 complex
Molecular function (GO): translation initiation factor activity
Source: RefSeq, a predicted model, not a curated record